AUGGCACCGGAUAGAGGCAUUGAACACACUGUGACUUCAUCAGACGUGAUAUCACAACUUGGGUCACUUUCUCUCCACAAGGAGCCAGACUUAAAACAGAUCACCCCGGUCACAAACACCAUUGUAGACUUGCCCGAGUCAAUUCCUUCUCACCUCUCUCAUGACCCUGCCACGAAUGCGAAACGAACAAACCCGUUUCAGUUUGGACAGCGGUAUCUGUCCGAAUCCGACGAUGUUUUCGAAUACAACGCUUGGGACCAUGUAGUUCCAGACAAAUCACAUUACGAGUAUUGUGAAUCACAGUACGCGGCCCAGCGUGCGUCGCCCGUUUCCGAUUUCGACCGGGCACGUUUCAAUGAACAUCCGGAGAAAUGGUGGGAUCUUUUCUACAAGCAAAAGACAAGCACAUUCUUCAAAGACAGAAAAUGGUUGGUCCAAGAGUUUCCCGUUCUGAAAGAGGUGACAAGGAACGCGGCUGGCAAGAAAGUAGUCCUGGAGGUGGGCGCGGGGGCUGGAAACACCGCUUUUCCCAUACUGAGGAUGAAUGAAAACCCACAUUUGAAGCUUUUCGCGGUCGACUUCAGUAAAAAAGCUGUCGAAACCAUGAGAAGUGCAGCCGACUACGCGCAUGCGAACGGAGUAAUGGCCGCUGACGUCUGGGAUGUUGCUGGUGUGAAUUUACCUCCCGGUGUCGAAGAGGGGAGCGUCGAUAUUGUGAUUAUGAUAUUCAUCUUCUCGGCUCUUCAUCCCAACCAGUGGCAGCAGGCUGUCACUAACAUCCAACGGAUUCUCAAACCUGGUGGAGAAGUUUUAUUCAGAGACUACGGUCGAGGAGAUCUUGCACAGGUACGAUUUAAGGCGGGAAGGUGGAUGGAAGGCAAUUUCUAUGUUCGUGGGGAUGGUACACGAGUAUAUUUCUUCGAAAAAGAAGAGCUCGAGGCCAUCUGGGGCGGACCUUUCGGUGUAUUGAAUCUGGACGUGGACCGACGGCUGAUCGUCAAUCGCCAGAGACGAAUCAAGAUGUACCGGUGUUGGAUUCAAGGUCGUUUUCGAAAGAAAGAGAGUCGGGAGUGA
This is a messenger RNA of Rhinocladiella mackenziei CBS 650.93, 1074 nucleotides long. RefSeq lists its product as uncharacterized. The transcript has a single exon. Bases 1 to 1074 code for a protein of 357 amino acids. Lineage: Eukaryota; Fungi; Ascomycota; Eurotiomycetes; Chaetothyriales; Herpotrichiellaceae. The record is from RefSeq and is a predicted model, not a curated record. Gene Ontology annotation, molecular function: tRNA (cytidine-N3)-methyltransferase activity.